AUGUUUCGUCUGCGCCAGGCUCUGCAGAGAGUCCUAGGGGUAACCUCGUCAACGGGUGCUCUACGUCCUCGGGCUAUUGACACCGAUUUCUCCGUUUUCAGAGAGGGAGACCGAGUUGUGCUACACGGCAAGCAGCCCUCAUUAUCAAAGCCAUUGAAGAAGGGCGACAAGCUACAGAGUCAUCGGGGAUCUGUGGACCAUAACAGCAUCCUCAACAAACGCGUAUGGGAUACAGUACAGUCCAGCAAAGGUGCAUCAAUUCGAGUCAGCCUCCCCACACUGGAAGAAUACGUCACCCUGACUCCUCGCCUGGUCACGCCGAUCUACCCCCAAGAUGCCAAUUUGAUCACUUCACUUCUCGACAUCCACCCCAAUACCCCUGUCGCCGGUGAGGAUCAACCUUCAUUGGAAAUUCUCGAGUCCGGAACAGGCCAUGGGUCUUUGACAUUGCACCUGGCGCGUGCCAUUCACGCAGCCAACAGCACAGCCCCGCCUCACCCACCCCGAUCGCAGAUUAAGUACCUAGAAGGUCGAAUCAACAGGCCAGGAGAAACGGAAGCGGAACAAAUCAAAGAUAAAGCAGCCGAGACAGCCGCGGAUCCAGUGCAGGAAGAAUGGGAUGCGUGGCGGGCACAGCGCAAUGCUGUGAUUCACACGGUGGACGUCUCGCCAAAAUUCUCUGCGUUGGCUGAGAAGAAUGUGCGAGGCUUCCGCCGUGGAAUUUACGCAGGGAAUACCGAUUUCUACGUGGGUCCUGUCGAGAAGUGGAUUGCUCAGCAGAUGCAGCAGCGGAAGAAGACCGGCCUAGCUGCAUUGGCUGGGAGGGACACUGUUGAGCCCUUCUUGUCCCACGUUAUUUUGGACAUGCCUUCUUCGAACCUCAGGAUCCCGCACGUUACACCGGCCUUGAAACGCAAUGGGUACCUGGUGGUCUUCAUGCCCAGCAUCACGCAGAUCGGCGAGUGUUUGCAACUGAUCAAGGAUCAGCGAUUGCCUCUCGUCCAAGAGCGGGUGAUUGAGCUUGGUAAUGGAAUCAGCGGUGGUCGCCUAUGGGAUGUGCGCUUCGCGACUAAGAAGUCCGGCGCCGACCCAUCGUCUUGGGCUGCUUCUUCCGAUGUGGAGGGUACUGCCCCUGCUGCUGAGACUGAAGAAGCCAGUGUCAGCGACGCUACUUCUGAGGAAACUACAGAAGAAUCUCCGAAAGGAGGAGAAUCUGUUCUGGUUUGCCGGCCCAAGGUCGGUGUUCGCAUCCAGGGCGGCGGCUUCGUGGGAGUCUGGCGGCGUAUCGAGGAUUCCACUCGCUGA
Messenger RNA from Penicillium canescens, 1305 nucleotides. Its product is annotated as tRNA (adenine-N(1)-)-methyltransferase. The coding region runs from base 1 to 1305 and encodes 434 amino acids. Gene Ontology annotation, biological process: tRNA methylation. NCBI's taxonomy places the organism in Eukaryota, Fungi, Ascomycota, Eurotiomycetes, Eurotiales, Aspergillaceae. The record is from RefSeq and is a predicted model, not a curated record. Gene Ontology annotation, cellular component: tRNA (m1A) methyltransferase complex. The transcript is spliced from 4 exons.